AUGACCACCCGACGAGUUCAUUUUUCAACACCGUUGGAAACUCGUGAGCUUAAUGCUCCAUCAGCCGGUGAGUCUCACAAUGGCACUGAUAGAAAAAGAGCCCUUGCAGAAUGGAUGGGUGAUUUUAUCCCCAUAGACCAGUGGACGCCCCCCAGGGUGACACACAAAUUUAAAGAUUUGAAAUUUCGAAGAUACAACAUCAGUCCAGAGCAUCGGAUCGAGAUGCCAGAAAGUCAUCUGGGUGAUUCAGAUCCCGAUGCUUAUGACAGGGCCUAUUCCGGCAUCGAUGAGUACAUUGAUGAGCUUGCUGCAAUGUGCAGUCAGGAUUGGACCCAGGACCAACACCCGGCGUCCACAGAGUCUCCAACGGUGGAGUCACUUCGUGAGGAGGAACAAAUCGACCAACUCAUGGAUGAAGACGCUCCCUCAUACAAUCUCGGAUGGACCCAAGAUGAGGUGUCGCCUUCGGGGGAGAGUUUGAUGUUAGGUAAGCGAUCCAGCCUGACGAUGACCGCGAUGAUGGACCCUGCAUACACUCUUGGGUGGGGGCCAAUGCAAUCAAACCAGCCCGACGAAGAUGGCGCUCCAUCGUACGAUCUGGAUGGGGAGAAGAAACAUCGAGCAGUGAGCUCGAACAUCCGAGAAUCGAAGUGCUCUUGGAUGGAGAUGACUCGCUGGGUUACAAUCUCAGGUGGGGGUCUGCAUCUGCAGUCGUCGGGUGAUGCGCCUAUGGAACAAGACGACACGAUAUCUGAGGAUGGAGAUGGACCUGGGUAUGAUCUUGGGUGGGGAAACCGAAACAUAAUCGACCUCACCAAUGAAGAUGAGCCGGUUUAUGAUCUCGGGUGGGGAGUCCAAGGAAAUGGGGAGGGCAAUGUCGACUCUAGAUCUUCCAGCCCUCUCAGCCCCUUGCCUUCCUCACCCGGACAAAUGGACUUGGACGAGGACACGGAUCGGGCCUCAUCACCGGAAGUGGGUGACAUUGACAGUCAAGCCAAACAGCAGAUGCUCCACACCAAUCGCCGGCUCAAAUCGAUCAGCAAUGAUGUAUUUAGCGACGACCAUAUGCAUGCCCUCGUCCAGAAUGCCAUGCAUGGAUUGAACAACUCCCGGGCCCCAGAGCUUAUCCUCUGUCAAAACCGGCACUUGUUAGAUAUGUUUGCGGAUGCACACAACCGGGUCACCAAUGCCGGCAAUGACAUGUGCAAGUUGCACAGGCUCAUACAUCUUCAACGCCGGCUGUUGAAAACAGUGGACCAUGUGAUCAAGUCUCUGGAGAAUGAGGAUGGGGCGCAGUAG
Molecule: messenger RNA, 1299 nt
Organism: Suillus subalutaceus
Lineage: Eukaryota; Fungi; Basidiomycota; Agaricomycetes; Boletales; Suillaceae
Exons: 8
Coding region: 1-1299 (432 amino acids)
Source: RefSeq, a predicted model, not a curated record